CGAGGACAUCUGCUGCGGCAGAGCCCGGGGCCGCAGCAGCCUCUGCUCCUCUGCUCCUCUGCUCUGCCCCCCAUGGGGCUCUGAGCGCCCCGGUGCACCCAGGGCCGCCCCCGGCCCCAGUUCCAGGGCACCAUGGCUCAGGACAUGACCGAGAAGGAGCUGCUGAAGAUGGAGCUGGACCAGCUGAAGAAGGAGGUGAAGAACGAGAGGCAGAUGGUCUCCAAGACGGGCAAGGAGAUCAAGGAGUACAUCGAGUCCAUGGCGGGCGAGGACCCGCUGCUCAAGGGCGUGCCCGAGGACAAGAACCCCUUCAAGGAGAAGGGGGGCUGCACCAUCAGCUGAGCCCCGGCCGCGGGCAGGCCCCGCUGCCCCUCCAGCCGGGACCCAACCCAGCGGGAGCAGAGAAAGAAGAACGGAAAAAAGCACGAACACAGCAAAACCAAAAAAAAAA
Messenger RNA from Passer montanus (Eurasian tree sparrow), 451 nucleotides. RefSeq names its product G protein subunit gamma transducin 2 (gene GNGT2). The transcript has 3 exons. The record is from RefSeq and is a predicted model, not a curated record. Gene Ontology annotation, cellular component: heterotrimeric G-protein complex. Gene Ontology annotation, biological process: G protein-coupled receptor signaling pathway. Gene Ontology annotation, molecular function: G-protein beta-subunit binding. NCBI's taxonomy places the organism in Eukaryota, Metazoa, Chordata, Aves, Passeriformes, Passeridae. The coding region runs from base 133 to 342 and encodes 69 amino acids.